AUGGAUUCUGAUGGUUCUCAGUGUCCCGAAGACAGCAACUCGACAGACUGCCUGCUCCGAGCCCUGCUCAGUCUUCUUAGGGAACACAAAGCGGCUGAUGACGCAGAAAUCGACUGGGACCCAAUCAAUUUCGCAGUCACACUCCUCAUCGGCUUAGCCGCCAUAUCCUUUGCCCUGGCGACUGUGCUACAGGCCAUAUUCGCAGCCGGGAAAGGUCGACGAAGAACCAGUCGUCUUGCAAUCGGACAAUGGUCACAAAAGACGGCGAGAAGAUGGGACUGGUCUGAGAUGAACUUUCAUUUCACAGCAUCUACGCCAAUUCUACGGGAAGACUCGUUGCCGGCCUUGUCAUCGCAGUCCGGGACUGCAGAACACAGGAAUGGCGAUCAUGUCGACGGGGGACACGACACGGGCUGUGCAGACGAGAAACCUGACCAAGGGGUUGUCGACAGCACAGGAUCGUUCCACACUGCUCUGAAACUUAGAAAUAGAAGCUUGUGGGCUAAUGCCUGGAAAAUUGCCUCGAAGCUUCAUCCAAGUCAAUCUCCACGCCCAUUUGCAACAUGGCUCGGGUUUUUCGAAGAAGUGGGCUUAGACAAACUGGAGUGCCAGGUUUGGGGCAACAGUGUACGAGAAGUUGCUGCGGAUUAUCUGCCAGAUGACCUCGUGGCCGCCCCUGCUUACGCGCAAAUUGGAGCCAUUGUUGCUGGAGCGGCGACGGCAGGAAUCCAGAAGCUGGACAUCGAUCAACAAAACUACCCAAUCCUCCUUGGGCAAGGAUUUCAAAUUGGCUUUCGCCAACACCCGGCUCUUGGAGUCAUCGGUCAGCGAUGCGAUGCGGACGUGGCAUCGUCGAAGCAGACCUCACAAUGA
This is a messenger RNA of Diaporthe citri, 873 nucleotides long. RefSeq lists its product as uncharacterized. The record is from RefSeq and is a predicted model, not a curated record. Bases 1 to 873 code for a protein of 290 amino acids. NCBI's taxonomy places the organism in Eukaryota, Fungi, Ascomycota, Sordariomycetes, Diaporthales, Diaporthaceae. The transcript is spliced from 2 exons.